AUGCCUUUAGGACCGAAUGAUUCGGCUCUAAAGCGUGGUUGGUCACGUAUAUCUCGAAGACGGAAGAAACGCAGUAAAGAAGAUCUUACUUCACAGGUUCAAGUCGAAGACCCUGAACUAGUCCACGAUUCUCAUUCACGUAAUAUUCUUUCGAACGAUGAAAAGAAAGGGUACGUCUAUUUCUUAAUCCUUGAAGAAAUUUUGCUUGAUUGCCUAAAUCCUUUUCAAGUUAUCGGUGACGAACAGCGCAGACAUAAACCUACUUAA
Molecule: messenger RNA, 267 nt
Organism: Dracunculus medinensis (Guinea worm)
Lineage: Eukaryota; Metazoa; Nematoda; Chromadorea; Rhabditida; Dracunculidae
Source: the annotation of a GenBank genome assembly